UGUCCCACUACUACUACACUUAACCAUUUCUUCAAUAUAUAUAUAAUUAAUAAUUUUUUAAUUCACUCCAAUAAUAAAAUAUUAUUAUUUAAUUAGCAAUGGCGAUCGCCGUCGGCCACUACAGGGAGGCGUACCAGCCGGACUGCCUCAAAGCCCUAAUUGUUGAGUUCAUCACCACCUUCCUUUUCGUCUUCGCCGGCGUCGGCUCCGCCAUGGCCGCCGACAAGCUGAAUGGAGAUGCACUGGUUGGUCUGUUCUUCGUGGCGAUGGCGCACGCUCUGGUGGUGGGUGUGAUGAUCUCCGCCGGCCUCCGAAUUUCCGGGGCCCACCUCAACCCCGCCGUCACCCUCGGACUACUCGCCGGCGGCCACAUCACUGUUAUCCGGUCAAUCCUGUACUGGAUUGACCAGCUGUUGGCUUCUGUUGCAGCAUGUGCUUUGCUCAGCUUUGUCACUGGUGGUUUGACAACACCAAUACAUUCACUAGCAAGUGGAGUGGGGUCCAUACAAGGGGUAGUAAUGGAAAUAAUAUUGACAUUUUCGUUACUGUUCACUGUGUACGCCACAAUUGUGGACCCCAAGAAGGGGAAUCUUGAAGGGCUGGGCCCACUUCUAACCGGGCUCGUUGUCGGGGCAAAUAUCAUGGCGGGCGGCCCAUUUUCAGGAGCUUCAAUGAACCCGGCUAGAUCAUUCGGGCCGGCUCUUGUGAGUGGAAAUUGGACCGACCAUUGGGUUUAUUGGGUCGGGCCGUUAAUUGGUGGCGGGCUUGCUGGGUUUAUAUAUGAGAAUUUCUUUAUUGUUAGAACCCAUGUUCCUCUCUCUGGAGAGGAAUCUUUCUAAUUAUUCAAUGUUUUCGUUUUUAGUGUAAGUGGGGUGUUGGAGUAUUUCUUCGUAGUGGAAUUUGGUGAGAGGUCGAGGGUUUAAUAAUAAAAAAAAUUGGUGAUGUAUGUGAUUUGUACGUGUACUUUAAUUGCCAUGUAACAUCUAUGUAAUAACGGUCGAAUGAUCGAUCACGAUCAAUUGCGAAAGUCGUCGAUUCUAUUUUCUUUUUCGUGAA
Molecule: messenger RNA, 1056 nt
Organism: Erythranthe guttata (spotted monkey flower)
Lineage: Eukaryota; Viridiplantae; Streptophyta; Magnoliopsida; Lamiales; Phrymaceae
Gene: TIP4;1
Product: tonoplast intrinsic protein 4;1
Biological process (GO): transmembrane transport; water transport
Cellular component (GO): membrane
Molecular function (GO): water channel activity
Source: RefSeq, a predicted model, not a curated record